Messenger RNA from Ostrinia furnacalis (Asian corn borer), 1442 nucleotides. It is a transcript of the gene AMPKalpha, whose product is annotated as AMP-activated protein kinase alpha subunit. Gene Ontology annotation, molecular function: ATP binding; protein serine/threonine kinase activity. Gene Ontology annotation, cellular component: cytoplasm. Bases 222 to 1427 code for a protein of 401 amino acids. Gene Ontology annotation, biological process: protein phosphorylation; intracellular signal transduction. Lineage: Eukaryota; Metazoa; Arthropoda; Insecta; Lepidoptera; Crambidae. The record is from RefSeq and is a predicted model, not a curated record. The transcript is spliced from 5 exons.
UAAUUGACGUUUCUUACUUUCUUCAUCUCGUGUUUUUCCGUGAAAAAUUAGAUUUUUUUAAUUAGUAUUUUUGGUUAAUUACUCUUCUUCAACGUAACCAUGAACUGUACAUAAUGAAAUAAUUAGUGAAACAAGAUAGUGCCCAUUUUUUUUUGGUGUUUUGAUGUAGUUUUGUUUAGGUGUUAUUGCCUUGUUUUCAAGUUAUUGUUAACCUAGUAAAUAUGUCUGAGAAACCCGUGGCUGCGAGUGGCAACCAGCCCAUCGUGAAGAUUGGGCACUACACGCUGGGGGCCACUCUAGGGGUGGGCACCUUCGGCAAGGUAAAGAUAGGCGAGCACCAACUGACGAAGCACAAAGUGGCUGUGAAGAUCCUCAAUAGACAGAAAAUAAAGUCCCUAGACGUGGUCGGAAAGAUCAGACGAGAGAUACAGAACCUCAAGCUGUUCAGGCACCCACAUAUUAUAAAACUGUACCAGGUGAUAUCCACACCAACUGACAUCUUCAUGAUUAUGGAAUAUGUGUCUGGCGGGGAGCUCUUUGACUACAUCGUAAAGCGGGGAAAACUGCAAGAACAUGAGGCACGGCGGUUUUUCCAACAGAUCAUUUCCGGAGUCGACUACUGCCACCGACAUAUGAUUGUGCACCGGGACUUAAAGCCAGAGAACCUCCUAUUAGACCAUAAUAUGCACGUCAAGAUUGCAGACUUCGGUCUGUCUAACAUGAUGAUGGACGGAGAAUUUUUACGGACUUCGUGUGGGUCCCCAAAUUAUGCAGCUCCUGAGGUUAUUUCAGGGAAGUUGUAUGCAGGUCCAGAAGUAGACGUAUGGUCUUGUGGCGUCAUUCUUUACGCUUUGUUAUGUGGUACAUUGCCUUUCGACGAUGAACAUGUUCCGACUCUCUUCCGGAAGAUCAAAUCGGGCAUAUUCCCGAUACCUGAGUACUUAAACAAGAGUGUUGUGAGUCUGUUAUGCAUGAUGCUUCAAGUGGACCCAAUGAAACGGGCCAGUAUUGAGGAUGUGAAAAAACAUGACUGGUUCCAAAAGGAUCUACCGGGGUAUCUGUUCCCAUCCCCUGUAGAACAGGUAUUAGACAGCAGUGUAAUUGACACGGAAGCUAUAGCAGAAGUGUGCGAGAAGUUUGGAGUUAAAGAGCACGAAGUACAUAAUGCUUUGUUGAGCGGAGACCCGCACGACCAACUGGCUAUCGCUUACCACCUAAUUAUAGACAAUAAACGUAUUGCUGACGAAGCCGCUAAGGCUGAAAUCAAGGACUUUUAUGUAGCUAAUAAUUCCCCGCCGGCCACGAGCGAGAGUUCCCGGCCGCACCCUGAGCGUAUUGCGCCGCUGCGUGACAAGCCCGCGCCCGCCGCGCUUCCCCAGGCGGACAAGAAGGGAACGCCCGUCAAGAGGUCAGUGAUGAUUCAUUAAUAUUGGGAAUUCGUC